Molecule: messenger RNA, 1042 nt
Organism: Daldinia loculata
Lineage: Eukaryota; Fungi; Ascomycota; Sordariomycetes; Xylariales; Hypoxylaceae
Exons: 4
Coding region: 421-969 (182 amino acids)
Source: RefSeq, a predicted model, not a curated record
GUCACCGAGUGUGGGAAACUACCGGCGCAAUCUCACGGCCUUGUCACUAUACCAAUAAUUGGUUUUCUCAAUAUAGUUUCCUAAUAUCAUACUGUGAAGAGGGCCUGUGCCUAUGAUUAGAUUGUUCCAGAUUACGAUCCGGGCUCAACCUCGUUUGCCAACAUGGACUCACCUCUCGGGUGACUUUAGUAGCUUCAAUUGGUUAACUCUUUAGUUGUCAAACUCGUCCCUCAUAAGAAACUUCAUCAAAGACUUAAAAAAAAUCUAACUCCGAAGCUAUCGAAUUCUAGCACUUUCAGUUAGGAGAAGCAAAUUACUCGGGACAUUCCACUAAAGACGAAGACCAACACGUCGUUUGAGGCCAAUUCCAUCACCAACGAUACUCAAAGGACAUUAGAACACACUGUGAGGUUAUUCACAAUGUCUUCAUCACGAUCAAGUGGAAGUGGCCAGAGAGGUUCCCGCGGUAACAAGGGAAGACAAUCAUCCCACCAGCAGCUCAUCGAGUCGCUACGCACCCACCGAGUUAACACGCUUACUGAACUCUGCCGGAUUGAACGAGUUGCCGCUAGCUGCGAGAACGAGGAAGACGCGCAAGCUUUCCAGGCCCCGAUGACCUCCGCAUGGGACUACUAUGUGAACAGCAACCAGUUCCUGACCGAACUACGAGGCUUGACGCGCAACUAUCCCAUCUCGGGAGACCUGGUUGACCAGGCGCAUCACCUCGUCCGAAACGACCCGAAUUCGAACCGUAGCUGGAACCUGGCAUGGCUAUGCCUGGUGAAGAUCCGCGACGAGGGCUUAAUCCCGGCAUACGCGCAAGCAGACGCCUGGCGCCGAGAGAUGUGGGGAGGCCGCGAUCCCACGCAGGAGGAAGCAGACCAACUCGCGCAGUGCUUCGAGUACGAAUGGACCCAGGCGGUUGAGAAUAUGCUGCGGCACUGGCCUGCCGCGCCGACAUGGUACUAAGUUUAACAGCCUUCCUUUCUACCCGUUUCUCCUUUUUCGGUCUGUCGUUUGAUCACUCCAUGGGCUUUCUGGU